Suhomyces tanzawaensis NRRL Y-17324 is the source of this 1242-nucleotide messenger RNA. RefSeq names its product proteinase A (gene APR1). Lineage: Eukaryota; Fungi; Ascomycota; Pichiomycetes; Serinales; Debaryomycetaceae. Gene Ontology annotation, cellular component: fungal-type vacuole. The transcript has a single exon. Gene Ontology annotation, molecular function: aspartic-type endopeptidase activity. Bases 1 to 1242 code for a protein of 413 amino acids. The record is from RefSeq and is a predicted model, not a curated record.
AUGCAAUUAUCUUUGAGUGUAUUGACCACCAUUGCAACCGCCUUGGUUGCAUUCUCCUCCCCUGCCGAUGCCAAAGUCCACACCGUGGAGUUGGGCAAAGUCCCAGUCCUGGACACCUUGAACUCCAACAUUUUCUCGGAAUACACCUCCGGCUUGGCUCAGAAGUAUAUGAACGUGUACAACUUGGGCUCCGGAAACCCAGGAGUUCAACACGGCCAAAAGCCGCUUGCCGAGGUCCCAUUUGUGGCCCAGGGUGAGCACGAACUCCCAUUGGACAACUACUUGAACGCCCAGUACUUCACCGAAGUCCAGAUUGGUACUCCAGGUCAGCCCUUCAAGAUCUUGUUGGACACCGGCUCCUCCAACUUGUGGGUUCCCUCUGGUGACUGCUCCUCGUUGGCCUGUUUCUUGCACACCAAGUACGACCACGACUCCUCCAGCACCUACAAGGCCAACGGUACUGAAUUCGCCAUCCAAUACGGGCUGGGCUCCAUGGAGGGCUACGUCUCUCAAGACACCUUGGCUCUCGGUGACUUGGUGAUCCCCAAGCAGGACUUUGCUGAAGCUACCAGCGAACCAGGCUUGGCUUUCGCCUUCGCUAAGUUUGACGGUGUUUUGGGUUUGGCCUACGACACCAUUUCCGUGGACAAGAUUGUUCCUCCUAUCUACAACGCCAUCAACCAAGGUUUGUUGGACGAACCUCAAUUUGCCUUUGCUUUGGGUGACAACUCCAGAGAUGAGUCCUUCGGAGGUGUCGCAACCUUCGGUGGUUACGACAAGUCCAAGUUCACUGGCGACAUCACCUGGUUGCCUGUCAGAAGAAAGGCCUACUGGGAAGUUUCUUUCGAAGGUAUUGGUUUGGGUGACGAAUACACCGAAUUGUUCAAGACUGGUGCCGCUAUCGACACUGGUACUUCCUUGAUCACCCUUCCAUCCUCUUUGGCCGAGAUUAUCAACGCUAAGAUUGGUGCCACCAAGUCGUGGUCCGGUCAAUACCAAGUGGACUGUGCCACUAGAGACUCCUUGCCAGACUUGACCAUGAACUUUGGUGGUCACAACUUCACCUUGACUGCCUACGACUACACCUUGGAAGUCAGUGGAUCGUGUAUUUCUGCAUUCACUCCAAUGGACUUCCCUGCCCCAAUCGGUGACUUAUCGAUUGUUGGUGAUGCCUUCUUGAGAAGAUACUACUCCAUCUAUGACUUGAAGAAGAAUGCUGUUGGUUUGGCCAAGUCCAAGUAA